Molecule: messenger RNA, 2995 nt
Organism: Nycticebus coucang (slow loris)
Lineage: Eukaryota; Metazoa; Chordata; Mammalia; Primates; Lorisidae
Gene: GOLT1B
Product: golgi transport 1B
Exons: 5
Coding region: 141-557 (138 amino acids)
Biological process (GO): retrograde transport, endosome to Golgi; endoplasmic reticulum to Golgi vesicle-mediated transport
Cellular component (GO): membrane; endoplasmic reticulum
Source: RefSeq, a predicted model, not a curated record
AGCGGGGGUAGGGUGGCUGCGUGUUUCCGGAAGACGUGGCGGCUCUCUCCUGGGUUGCCUCCCAGUUUCAUUUCUCCCGACUCAGCUUCCCACCCUGGCCGUUCCGAGGUGGUUCCGCCACUGCCCUCACCACUGCAGCCAUGAUCUCCCUAACGGACACUCAGAAAAUUGGAAUGGGAUUAACAGGAUUUGGAGUGUUUUUCCUGUUCUUUGGAAUGAUUCUCUUUUUUGACAAAGCACUACUGGCUAUUGGAAAUGUUUUAUUUGUGGCUGGCCUGGCUUUUGUAAUUGGCUUAGAAAGAACAUUCAGAUUCUUCUUUCAAAAACAUAAAAUGAAAGCUACAGGAUUUUUUCUGGGUGGUGUGUUUGUGGUCCUUAUUGGUUGGCCCUUGAUAGGCAUGAUCUUCGAAAUUUAUGGAUUCUUUCUCUUGUUCAGGGGCUUCUUUCCUGUGGUGGUUGGCUUUAUUAGAAGAGUGCCAGUCCUUGGAUCUCUCUUAAAUUUACCAGGAAUUAGAUCAUUUGUAGAUAAAGUUGGAGAAAGCAACAAUAUGGUAUAACAACAAUUGAAUUUGAAGACUCAUUUAAAAUAUUGUAUUAUUUAUAAAAUCUUUUGGAGAAUAUUCAGCACAAAAUUAAAUUACAUGAAAUAGCUUGUAAUGUUCUUUACAGAAGUUUAAAACGUGUAGCCUACAAAGUACCAACAGCAAUUAGCAAAGAAGCAAUGAAAACAGGCCUCUAGUCAAGUGACCCGAGAAGUCCGCAAGCAGACUGAGGGAGAGGAAACCGUGUGACAAUGCAGACUGAGACUCUGAAGGCUAUUUGAGUUGUUUUUCCACAGGGUGUGCGAAACACAGCCAUCUUUACAGAACUGUGGUGCCUGUUUCUUUUCUUUUUAUUUUGAAAGCUCAGGAGCACCCACAGGAGUUUGCUUUUUAGAAUAUCCACUACAAUGGCAAAAAUAUUUCCAGUUGCACUGUGUCUCUGAAAGUGAUGCAUGAUUGGAUUGAAUUAUGUCAUUUUAAUGUAUUAAAACCGAGGAAAACCCAGUUUUGAUGUACAAAUCACAUUUUUUUUGUAAGCGGUUAAAAUAAAACUUUUAUCAUUCUUCUGGAUCUUGCUAUUUUACAACCAGGUGAAAAUCUAAACUAGAUGUUCAUUUUUGGGAGUAUACAAAGGUCAUUCUUUACUAACUUUUAGUUCUUAGGUUAUAGCUGACUAAUCACUUUUUUGGUCAGCAGCACACUCUGGAAAUCUUCAUACUUCUUGGGAAUCUGACCUGCUAAGUAUCUAUUAUUCAUUACACGUAAGCCUUUUACAGAAAACACUCUUGACCAUGAACUAGUCUGUUACACAGCUUGUCUCCUUUAAUAUUUAUUUAAGAUGCUAAAUGAUGCAAACCAAAAGGAUUUUUUUCCAUGCUUGAAGGGGGCUGGGAAUCCUUUUUUUCUUUUUCACUUUUUUUAAAAUUUUAGCAGUGGUUUUUAUUUUUGUUUUUCAUAACUUAAAUAACACUUGGUAAUGUUUAAGACAUGUAACAAAAUGUUAAACUUAACGACUAUUUUAUAAGGGCUAUUCGUUUAAUGUUGAGUUUUCCCUUAUUUUCAGCUUUUUCCUAAAACAGAAAUCAUUAGGCAUGAUGUGUGCUUCAUAUUCAUGCUUCAUCUUGAAUGAAUCAGAAAAAUAAUGUUACUUCAUUGUGAUUAAACUGGCUAUAGUUUUUUAAAAAAUGACACUAAAAAAAAUAAUGUUUCUUUCUUUUUUCUACCAUUGCUGAUUGACAGUAGGAAAUAGCAGUUGUUUCUUUUUCAGUUUUCCAAGGUGGCAGCUUUCGUGGCAGAUGGAGGAACACAUUUCAAUAGCCAUAGUACUAUUUGUUUUACCACUAAUGAUUGCACUGUUUGCUGCUUUCUUAAUAGUUGCAAAUCUUUUUAAUGCAUAAAAUUAUAAUUGAAAUUUGUGGUAUUUAUUUACAAACGUGUCUAAUAAAAUAUUUCACGGCUUAUGUUAUUUUAAGCUAAGUCUCAAUGCACAGAGAACAUUCAAUCUUGCUCAUCUGAAGAAGGAAAGACUUGGUCUAUAGGGUAAUGGUUCAGUCUUGUGGAUUACUAACUUUUUUGGUACUUGCAUUUGACUUACGAUACCUGUGAAAAUGAGAUAAUAUUGACAAAUGGAGACUCCUACCUCAAUAGUUCAUGGAAUAAUAGCCUAGUGUUGUGUUUAAUGUUCUUCAAAAGAGUAAAUAUCCUCACUUGGAGAGUGUCAAAUAUAUAUACCUUGAGGAAUGACUUAUAUGAGGUGCCCUGUAUAACCCUGUUAUACAUAUUUUUUGACUGACCCAUAGUAUUUUACAGUGGCUCAAUAAUUCUAUCUUUUUAGAGCAAGAACAGUAUCUGUUAAUGUAAGGGACAUUAUACUAUUUAACUCCUUUGUAGACAUGAAUUUCUAUCGAAGUGUUCUUUGAACUGUAGCAGAGAGCCCUUUUUUCAGAAAGCAUCGUUGGACUUGAAAGGAUUUGAUAAUCUCCCAGUCCUUAGUUAAGAUUGAGAGGCCGGAGCAGUUUUCACUUUUAAAUGAGUCUGCAAUUAAUAUCUACUGUGAGCUUGGGACUGCUUGGCAGCAUUGUGUAUUUCUUAUUCAGAACCUUGUGAGGCUCUAUUUUUAAACAUACUGUCUUCUGAUAGGAAGCACUAUACAUCCUUUUGUUUCUUCCCUUCCAAAAUCAGCCUGCCUUCUUUGUGACAAAAAAAUGUACUUUAUUUCUAUAGAGAUGGAGGAAAAGGUCUAAUACUACUUAGCCUUAAGUGUUUCUGUCAUUGUUCAAGUGUAUUUUCUGUAACAGAAACAUAUUUGGAAUGUUUUUCUUUCCCCCUUCUGAACUGUAAUUCCUGGAAUACUGCUGCUUUAAAAAGUCUCAUCGUCACACUAUAUUAUCUAACAAUCGAAUAUUGUAAAUACACUUGUCUUACCUCUCAAUAAAAGGGUACUUUUCUAUUAA